This is a messenger RNA of Labeo rohita (rohu), 2426 nucleotides long. It is a transcript of the gene optn, whose product is annotated as optineurin. The record is from RefSeq and is a predicted model, not a curated record. The transcript is spliced from 14 exons. The coding region runs from base 175 to 1746 and encodes 523 amino acids. Gene Ontology annotation, molecular function: K63-linked polyubiquitin modification-dependent protein binding. Lineage: Eukaryota; Metazoa; Chordata; Actinopteri; Cypriniformes; Cyprinidae. Gene Ontology annotation, biological process: Golgi ribbon formation; regulation of canonical NF-kappaB signal transduction; protein localization to Golgi apparatus. Gene Ontology annotation, cellular component: Golgi apparatus; nucleus; cytoplasm.
CAGACUAGAGCCAUAUGACAUUGGAUAGACAUUCGCCUACUGUAAAUAGACCAAUCCUUCUACCUCACAGAUCUGUGAGAUCAACGUGCUGCGCUGACGUCUGGAUCAGGAAACGCAGCAUUAACCCAAACAAGUUGGUGUACACACGAAGUAAUAGCCUGAGACUCCAGAAACAUGGCAUCUGGUUCAUCCAUGAUGAACGGGGACAUUAAUCACCCCGGCCGGGCCGGCCCGGGGAAUCUGGGAAGUUUAGAGGAAACCCUUCAGCAAAUGAACACCCUGAUCAAAGAGAACAGAGAACUGAAGGAAGCCCUGAAACAAACCAACCUGUCCAUGAAGGAGAGAUUUGAGGGUCUGUCGGCAUGGAAGGAAAAGCAAAAGGAGGAAAGAGACUUCCUGGAGCAACGUCUAGAAGAGGCCAAAACCAGACUGAACGCUAUGGAUGUGGAGAACGAGGCGUUGAAGAAACGAGUGGAAGAGCUGGAAAAAAGUGGAGCUGAGUGUUUACACACCGAACUGGAGGCGCUGAGGGGUCAGAUUGCUCGUCUUCAGGCUGAGAAGAAUGAUCUGGUAGCAUUAAACUCUGAACUCCAGCUCAAAAUGGGCCAAGGUUCACCUAGAGACUCCUUCAUUGAGAUUAGAAUAGCUGAAGAUGAGUUAAAAGUGACCAGAGAUUUGCCCAGUACACCAAAGGAACUGUCUGCUUUCGUCAUGCCAAAAGCUGAGUCGGAGGAACAGACGGUGAGGCAGCUGCUUCGCUCCCUCAGAGUAGAGACUGAUGAGAAGGAGAGGCUGCAGGUAACGCUCCAGGAGGCACGUGAGAGAAUUGCUGAGUUGGAGAACAGACUGGAACGCGCUGAUAGCAGCGCACAGACGUCUCUCCCCUGUCCAACUGAAAUCAAUGCAAGCGCUGAGGUGAAAAAUUUGGAGGAUCAGUUGCUGAAGCUCUGCAAUGAAUUGAAACAGGCUCAGAUCAAACUGGACGAGGCUGAGAACAUGAAAAAAAACCUGCAGGACAGGUGUAGGGAUCUGGAGCAGGAUCUAGGUACUCUGAAAACUCAGCUCGGAGAGAAACAGAAGGUCCAGGCCGAGAACGACACUCUGAGGGUUCAGUUGGAAAGCCUUCAGGCUGCUAUUAAACUGGAACAGAAGAAAACUCAGGAUGAGAAGAACAACCUGAACCAGCUGAAAGAUGCCUACACCAAGCUGUUUGAAGACUACAAUGAGCUCCAAGAGGAAAAAAAGAAGAGAGAGGGUAGUGUAUCAAGGGAAGAGUACGAUGACCUCCAAACCAGGUUUGAUGCGGCUGAAAAGGCGCUGGCAGACAAACAGAAGAAGAUCGACGAGAUGAAGAUGGAAAUCUUCAAUAAGGAAAAGGAACUAGAAACCAUCUCUGUUUUCCAGGCUCAGGCAGAGAUAUAUUCCUCGGAUUUCUACGCAGAACGGGCUGCUAGGGAGAAGAUUCAUGAGGAGAAAGAGCGUUUGGCCACUCAGCUGGAGUAUGUGAAGAAGCAAAACACACAACUUCAGGAGGAGAUGGAGUCGCUUGGCAGGCAUUCCAUGAGUGAGAUGCAAAGGAGACAUGUGUCCCGCGGGGCCAAUCCACAAGGGCCAGCGUCUCCACAUCACCUGCAAGGAGGUGACUGGCAGCCGCAGAAUAUUCCAGAACAUGCUUGUCCCAAAUGUGGGGAAGUCCUACCCGAUCUGGAUUCCCUGCAGAUCCACAUCAUGGAUUGCAUCAUCUGAGCCUGUGGCCUAUUAACCAUAACAGAUUCCCCCAUAUGUGAACUAGUGGUUUGAUAGCUUUACCUUCAAGCAGCCUGAAACAUAACGCUUCAAUAACACAGUUGUAUAAACCUAGCAUCCUUACAAUACUGUACAUUAUCAAUGUGGAUGGUUUCAAACAAACAGAUGCUAUUGUUCAAGGGUGAGCAUUAGAAUUUAAUGUGUAGCUUUGGUUCUGACUGUUUGGAUUUCUAAAUUCACCCUUUAUAGUAACAUUAAUUUAAGCUGCUUUAAGACUAUUUAUCACGGUCAGCUAUUAAGAAAAAAAAUAUUAUGUUGCAGGUGGGCAAUCAGUGUGACAUACGAUUACGAUUAAUCUGUUGGGGGUGAAUUUUGUUAUGGGUAGCAAAAAUAUUUUUUUGUUUCUGAGAGAUUAUAUAUUUUGAAGACUUGUAAUCUCAGUUAUAUUUUCAUUAUAUUCUCAAUGCCCAUUAUACAGACAGAAACCAACAGAUAAAGAGUAAAUUAGCUUAUUUUAGUUUGUUGGAUCUGUUAACUGUUAAAGCACUUUAUGAUGUUUGAUAAGCAAGGUUAGUUGAAGUUGGGACAAGCUACUCUAAAUAUAUAACCGUGUCUCUAUGUUAAUACCUGCCUAAAUCUAAUAAAUACGUUUAUUGAGUUCAUAAAGAUAUUGUUUUCAA